Messenger RNA from Dermacentor albipictus, 1856 nucleotides. RefSeq names its product sodium- and chloride-dependent GABA transporter ine-like. The record is from RefSeq and is a predicted model, not a curated record. Gene Ontology annotation, biological process: sodium ion transmembrane transport. Gene Ontology annotation, molecular function: L-amino acid transmembrane transporter activity. Lineage: Eukaryota; Metazoa; Arthropoda; Arachnida; Ixodida; Ixodidae. Gene Ontology annotation, cellular component: plasma membrane.
GAACCAGGUUUUCAGCGAGACACCAUGUCAGGUGGCAUGCACUCUGUCGCAGGUUUGCCCUUGGUGCCUUCGGCGCGGCCCGAGCGCCGACUGUGGGGCUCCGAACUGCAGCUAACGCUGUCGUGCGCCAGCAUCGGCAUCGGCCUGGUCAGCGCCUGGCGCCUUCCCGCCCUACUCUACGACAACGGCGGAGGCUCGUUCCUGCUGGCGUACACCAUGCUCCUGUUACUGCUGGGCUACCCGCUGCUCUACCUCGAGCUGCUGCUGGGACAUUACGCCCGCCUUGGUCCGGGCGCACUCACGCGCUGCCUGCCCAUCGCGAAAGGGGUCGAGGUGAGCAUAGCGCUUGUGUGCGCAUGCGCCGCCGCCUCCAUGGGCUCGGUGAUGGCUCAGGCCGUGCUUCACCUGCUGCUCGCCUUCUCCGAGCUGCCUCCGCGCUGGGCCGGCUGCCAGGGCUUCUGGGAGAAGAAGCCGCUCGAGACGUGCUUCCACCCUGGCUCCAGGAGGUUAUGUGCCCCUGGACAAGCCACAAAGCACUGUGUCAACGUCACCGAAAGCGUCAACGAGCACUUUUUCCACACGUCCCUUGGCAUGGUGACGGGCAGCGACCAGCAGGCGGGCGUCCGUCCCGAGCUGGUCUGCUGCCUGGCCGCCGCCUGGGCGCUCGCGUGGGCAGCUCUGCGCCGGCGCUCGCCGUCCUCCGCGCUAGUGCUUCCCAUCGCCAUGGUGGCGCUGCUGGCCGUGGGCACCGCGUGGCUCACCGGCGCCAGCCGCGGACUCAUGUACCUGUUCAUGCCGCGCCUCGCCGACAUCGUGAAGCCGGCGUUGUGGGCUCGCGCAGCCGAGCAGGUGCUGCUGGUGUUGGGCCUGGCGCACGGACCGGCGCUGGCCAACGGAAGCUACUGCCGCGAGCUGCACGACGUGCACAAGACGGUGACCAUGGUUCUAGCGCUCACCGUAGGCGCCGGUCUUCUGUACGCGAUCAUCGUGUUCUCGUCGCUCGGCUCUCUCUCCUGGGAGCUUGGCGCACCCGUCGAACGGGCCUUACAUUCAGGCCAGGGCGCCAUGUUCAUUGCCCUCAACAGCUACUCGGUGCACUGGGCCUACUCAGGCGUCUUCUUCCUACUCGUACUCGUUGUAGGCGCAAACUCUCAGGCGGCCCUAGUGGAGUCGGCGCUGACCCACUGGAUGGACACGUUCCCGGGGCUGAGUGCACAGAGGCCUGCGCUGGCCAUGGCCCACUGCGCGGCCGGAUUCGUGGCCGGCCUGCCGCUGGUGUCGCGCCAGGCGGGGCUGCAGCUGCUGCACCUCCUCGACGCCCAGGUGCUCGGUCCCUUGCUAGCGUAUACCGCGCUCUGCGAGGUAAUCGCCGUCACCUGGUUCUAUGGGUUGGAGCACUUCCGCCUCGACGUGCUCCUGAUGCACGGCGAGUCAUGGAGUCCGACUCUUGAGGCGCUGUGGACGUGGUUCUUGCCCGCCCUUCUCUCCGGCGCGUUGGCCGGUGGUUUGCUCAGUGGCGGAUGCGGUGGCGCGGAGGCACCACCGGGUCUUCCGGAAGCCUGCGUCGUGGCCUGGGUGCUUAUAGCGCUCGGAGCUCUGCAAGUACCGCUGUGGGCCGCCAGGGCUGCCACAUCGGUGAGACGAAGCGCGACAAGCCGGUGCCUGGUGCCGUCAUCCGUGAUGGAACUGCACCAGCUCUCAGCAUUGGACCCCGAACCUGUGGUCGCGCAGCCACAUCCCUAGCAUGUGCCAUCUAUUCCUUACGGCGCUGCGUCAUUCGGUUUCAUUCAAUUUGGUCCUGUAUUAUAAAUACUUCUAUAUACGUCUUAGUCGUGUAAUAAACAAUAAAAGGUGAA